This is a messenger RNA of Pongo pygmaeus (Bornean orangutan), 2330 nucleotides long. RefSeq names its product FKBP prolyl isomerase 14 (gene FKBP14). Bases 201 to 836 code for a protein of 211 amino acids. The record is from RefSeq and is a predicted model, not a curated record. The transcript is spliced from 4 exons. Gene Ontology annotation, molecular function: peptidyl-prolyl cis-trans isomerase activity; calcium ion binding. Lineage: Eukaryota; Metazoa; Chordata; Mammalia; Primates; Hominidae.
CCGCAUUUGGGCUUAACUCUUUAAAGGUAGGUUCGUGACCCGUGAGAAAGUUGGUGGUAAAUGUGCCACGUCUUCUAAGAAGGGGGAGUCCUGAACUUGCCUGAAGCCAUUGUCCCUAAGCCUUGAACUACAUUCUUAAAUCUAUGAAGUCGAGGGCCCUUUCGCUGCUUUUGUAGGGACUUCUUUCCUUCCUCAGCAACAUGAGGCUUUUCUUGUGGAAAGCGGUCUUGACUCUGUUCGUCACUUCUUUGAUUGGGGCUUUGAUCCCUGAACCAGAAGUGAAAAUUGAAGUUCUCCAGAAGCCAUUCAUCUGCCAUCGCAAGACCAAAGGAGGGGAUUUGAUGUUGGUCCACUAUGAAGGCUACUUAGAAAAGGACGGCUCCUUGUUUCACUCCACUCACAAACAUAACAAUGGUCAGCCCAUUUGGUUUACCCUGGGCAUCCUGGAGGCUCUCAAAGGUUGGGACCAGGGCUUGAAAGGAAUGUGUGUAGGAGAGAAGAGAAAACUAAUCAUUCCUCCUGCUCUGGGCUAUGGAAAAGAAGGAAAAGGUAAAAUUCCCCCAGAAAGUACACUGAUAUUUAAUAUUGAUCUCCUGGAGAUUCGAAAUGGACCAAGAUCCCAUGAAUCAUUCCAAGAAAUGGAUCUUAAUGAUGACUGGAAACUCUCUAAAGAUGAGGUUAAAGCAUAUUUAAAGAAGGAGUUUGAAAAACAUGGUGCGGUGGUGAAUGAAAGUCAUCAUGAUGCUUUGGUGGAGGAUAUUUUUGAUAAAGAAGAUGAAGACAAAGAUGGGUUUAUAUCUGCCAGAGAAUUUACAUAUAAACACGAUGAGUUAUAGAGAUACAUCUACCCUUUUAAUAUAGCACUCAUCUUUCAAGAGAGGGCAGUCAUCUUUAAAGAAAAUUUUAUUUUUAAACAAUGUUCUUUCUUGCUUUGUUUUUUAUUUUUAUAUAUUUUUCUGACCCCUAUUUAAAGAACCCCUUAGGGUUUCUAAUACCCAUUUCUUUCUGGUAAGUUAUUGGGAAGAAAAAGCUAAUUGAUCUUUGAAUAGAAGACUUCUGGACAAUUUUUCACUUUCACAGAUAUGAAGCUUUGUUUUACUUUCUCACUUAUAAAUUAAAAAUGUUGCAACUGGGAACAUACCACGACAUGAGACCAGGUUAUAGCACAAAUUAGCACCCUAUAUUUCUGCUUCCCUCUAUUUUCUCCAAGUUAGAGGUCAACAUUUGAAAAGCCUUUUGCAAUAGCCCAAGGCUUGCUAUUUUCAUGUUAUAAUGAAAUAGUUUAUGUGUAACUGGCUCUGAGACUCUCCUUGAGGACCAGAGGAAGACGGUUGUUGGACCUGACUUGCUAAUGGCUACUGCUUUACUAAGGAGAUGUGCAAUGCUGAAGUUAGAAACAAGGUUAAUAGCCAGGCACGGUGGCUCACGCCUGUAAUCCCAGCACUUCGGGAGGCUGAGGCGGGCAGAUCACCUGAGGUCGGGAGUUCGAGACCAACCUGACCGACAUGGAGAAACCCUAUCUCUACUAAAAAUACAAAAUUAGCCGGGCGUGGUGAUGCAUGCCUGUAAUCCCAGCUACUCAGGAAGGCUGAGGCGGCGGAAUCACUUGAACCCGGAGGCGGAGGUUGCGGUGAGCCGAGAUUGCCUCCAUCCUGGACGCUCUGUCUCGAAAAAAAGAAAAGAAACACGGUUAAUAACAUAUAAAUAUGUAUGCAUUGAGACAUGCUACCUAGGACUUAAGCUGAUGAAGCUUGGCUCCUAGUGAUUGGUGGCCUAUUAUGAUAAAUAGGACAAAUCAUUUAUGUGUGAGUUUCUUUGUAAUAAAAUGUAUCAAUAUGUUAUAGAUGAGGUAGAAAGUUAUAUUUAUAUUCAAUAUUUACUUCUUAAGGCUAGCGGAAUAUCCUUCCUGGUUCUUUAAUGGGUAGUCUAUAGUAUAUUAUACUAUAAUAACAUUGUAUCAUAAGAUAAAGUAGUAAACCAGUCUACAUUUUCCCAUUUCUGUCUCAUCAAAAACUGAAGUUAGCUGGGUGUGGUGGCUCAUGCCUGUAAUCCCAGCACUUUGGGGGCCAAGGAGGGUGGAUCACUUGAGAUCAGGAGUUCAAGACCAGCCUGGCCAACAUGGUGAAACCUCGUCUCUACUAAAAAUACAAAAAUUAGCCAGGCGUGGUGGUGCACACCUGUAGUCCCAGCUACUCGGGAGGCUGAGACAGGAGAUUUGCUUGAACCCAGCAGGCGGAGGUUGCAGUGAGCCAAGAUUGUGCCACUGCACUCCAGCCUGGGUGACAGAGCAAGACUCCAUCUCAAAAAAAAAAAAAAAAAAAAAAAAAGAA